Egretta garzetta (little egret) is the source of this 325-nucleotide messenger RNA. It is a transcript of the gene FMC1, whose product is annotated as formation of mitochondrial complex V assembly factor 1 homolog. Lineage: Eukaryota; Metazoa; Chordata; Aves; Pelecaniformes; Ardeidae. Gene Ontology annotation, cellular component: mitochondrion. The transcript is spliced from 2 exons. Bases 1 to 273 code for a protein of 90 amino acids. The record is from RefSeq and is a predicted model, not a curated record.
AUGAGCCCCUCGGGUGCCCCCCGCCCGCGGCCUCGGCGGGAGGUGAAGUGUGCGGGGCCUGUUCCCUCCUCUCGGCAGGGCACCAGCGAGAAGCUGUGCCGGGCCCAGCAGGAGCUGCACUUCCAGGCUGCCACCUACCUCUGCCUGCUCCGCAGCGUGCGGGAGCACACGGCCCUUCACCAGGAGUACCACGGCAGAGGGGAGCGCUCGCCUGAGGAGGUCGCCGGCCUGGUGGGCUUCAGGUUGCCUCAGCAGCCGGGAGGGAAGGGUUAAGAUGAUGGUGUUAUGUUCCCUAUUUAUUCCUGAAUAAACAUCCUAGGCUAUG